GAAAUUCCUCGCUGCUGUGUUUGGCAGACCUCCAAUCAGUUUGAGAGCAGCUAUCAGCCAUGGCAGACACGCUGUCCCAAAUCCCAGACGUGGAGAUCGAUCCCGAGGGAACAUUCAAGUACAUAUUGGUGAAAGUGAAAGUAAAAGAUGGCGAUGCGCAUAAAGACAUCGUGCGAGGCACGAAAAGCGCAGAGUACCACAAUCACAUAUUUGAGAAGGUCAGCCCAGCUCUGGAGACCUUGGGGAUGGAGUGUAAAUGCCUUGGAGGAGGGAAGAUAGAGCACAAGAGCAAGGAGAAGAAAAUCAGGGUGUUUGGGGAGUCGACUGCCUUUGGAAAAGCAGACCACGCUGCAUCAGUGGAGAAGCUGAAGGCAGUCUACUGCGACUAUCACAUUACUUGGUCAGAUGACAAGAAAUAAGGGUGUAAAACUUCCUCUCAUUUUAAAUAAAUGCCUUUAUUUAUUAGUCCAAAUUUGGAAAACUAUACAACAAUACUCCAGCCCUCUGUUCAGUGAUCAUUUGAUUGAAAACAAGCAUUUAUGUGUUUGAAAAAGCAGAUUUGCAUUCAACUUUUUACAUUUGAGAGUAAAUGUGAUCAUUUUCGUUUUCGUGAAAUGUGAAAGUGAUACAUUUAGUCCUGAAAUAAACUAUUUUCUCCUUUU
This is a messenger RNA of Nothobranchius furzeri (turquoise killifish), 662 nucleotides long. Gene Ontology annotation, molecular function: protein histidine phosphatase activity. Gene Ontology annotation, cellular component: cytosol. The record is from RefSeq and is a predicted model, not a curated record. Lineage: Eukaryota; Metazoa; Chordata; Actinopteri; Cyprinodontiformes; Nothobranchiidae. Gene Ontology annotation, biological process: peptidyl-histidine dephosphorylation.